Etheostoma spectabile (orangethroat darter) is the source of this 874-nucleotide messenger RNA. Its product is annotated as hepatic lectin. The record is from RefSeq and is a predicted model, not a curated record. Bases 25 to 813 code for a protein of 262 amino acids. The transcript is spliced from 7 exons. NCBI's taxonomy places the organism in Eukaryota, Metazoa, Chordata, Actinopteri, Perciformes, Percidae.
GUGACUGAUGAUCACAGGGAUACAAUGUCUGAAGCUGAGGUUUUUUACUCUGAUGUCAAGUUCACAAGAGCGAGGGGAAACAAUGGGCCAGCUUCCUCCCCGGCUGAAACCACGUACUCCGAGAUCGGCAUCUCCAAGACGCAGCCACCCGCAAGGCUUCCUGGUUCCCAACAACAACAACCGGUGUCAAAUGGACGAUCAAAGGUCCCAUCGGAGAGACUGGCCUUGGGAGUGGUCAGUGUUCUCCUGGCGGCGGCUGUCAUCGCUCUUGGCCUGAUCUCACAUAAAAACAUGGAACUUUCCCAAAGGCUGACUGAGUUUGAUGCUCUGGCAGAAAGUCUCAAAGACGAGCCAUGUCAAAAAUGUGAAAAAGACUGGGAGCUUCACGGAGGAAAGUGCUAUUAUUUCUCCACAGACGCUUCCCCCUGGGAAGACAGCAGGAAACAAUGUAAAGCUCAACAUGGAGAUCUGGUUAAGAUAGACAGCAGAGAGGAGCAGACAUUCCUGGAGCUGAAACUGAGAGACAAAAUGACCAAAGAUGAGGACAAGUUCUGGAUCGGACUGACGGACUCACAGACAGAGGGCACGUGGCUGUGGGUCGACGGCUCGCCACUGAAUGAAAGUUUGACUUUUUGGCUCGCCGGAGACCCAGACAACCAUAAAGGAGAAGAUAAGGAUGGAGAGGACUGUGCGAGGAUGGGGGAGAAAGGCGGAGCUCGAGACCUGAACUGUUGGUUGGAUAAAUCAUGCAAAAAGCCUCACAAAAGAAUAUGUGAGAAACAAGCAACAGCUGGACAUUUAAAAUGUGUCUGAGAUGCAGUUCAGCUUAUCACUCAGCCCGUCAAACAUGCUCAGGACAGGAUGCAGAAAGUGG